AUGAAUCCAAGAGUCAACAUCUCUAAAUUUGUUCACACAUUACGAUUACCUGAAAUUUUAGAGGUAUCAGGUUUAGAAAAAUAUAGGAUGUUUUUAGAGGAAAUUUCAGAGUUAAUUUUGAGUGAAAUGCCAAAAGCUGAGUAUUCCAGUAUAUUCAAUGAUUUUGUUGAAUCUGAAUUUUUUCUGAUUGAUGGAGAUUCAUUGCUUGUCAUGUUCAUAUGUGAGAAAUCGUUAAAGCAGGGGCAGGACCUUCAUUUCUUCUAUUUGGUUGAACGCUACCUUGUGGAUAUUAUUAGUAAAGGAGGACAAUUUGCCAUAGUUUUCUUCAAGGAUGCUGAAUAUGCAUAUUUCAACUUCCCUGAACUUCUUUCUUUGAGGACUGCUUUAAUUCUUCAUCUUCAGCAUAAUAACACCAUUGAUGUCCGAACACAAUUUUCUGGAUGCUUAUCACAAGAAUGGAAAAAUUUUUUGGAAGAGAGUUACCCAUAUUUCCUGAUAGUUGCAGAUGAAGGCUUGAAUGAUCUACAAACAUAUCUCUUCAACUUUUUAAUCAUUCAGUCUUGGUCAAUGAAGGUCAAUGCUGUGCUUUCCUCAGGACAAGCAUCUGACAUUCUUCGACUUUAUGCAUACUUUAUGCCAAGCAAGCACAGACAACAAAUGUUUUUCAAGCAGAAUGAAAAGAAGAUUGAGGAUGCUUAUAAAGCCCUGAUUAAACAAUUAGAAGGAUGUAGGGUUUUGGCAUUUGAACCUGUUUUUGGAAAUUUAAGAUGGGACAAUAUGAUUGAAGAGGCAUGGGAAAUAAUUUCUCUGCUUAAGCAACUCUGGCCAGAAGGAUCUGACAUUCGGCGUGUUCUUUGUGUUACUUCAUGCUCCUUGACUUUGAGAAUGUACCAUGACUUUUUAGAAAACAGAAAGAAGACCACCUCUGGUCAGGAAACUAACAUCCAACAGGUGAAAGGGGAUUGCUUAAGCUUGCAAUGGGUGGAAGAUCUGUGUAAAUUGCAUUGUCUCAGUGUGGCUUUUAUACUCCAUUUACCUCUUUCUCAAAGAGCUUGUACCAGAUUCAUCACUUCCGAUUGGAUUGAGGACAUUCAGACUUUCUUAAAAAUGAGAAAGUGGUGUGAAUAUUUCAUCCUAAAUAAUACAAACAUUUUUGAAUUUUGGAAUCUGAAUUUAAUUCACCUUUGUGACUUAAGUGAUGAGCUUUUGUUGAAGAAUAUUGCUUUUUACUAUGAAAAUGAAAACGUUCAAGGCCUACAUUUGAAUUUGGGAAAUACCAUUAUGAAAGAUUAUGAAUAUCUCUGGAAUGCUGUAUCAGAGUUGGUCGGAAAGUUUGAUGUUGGAAAGCCACUUCCUCUGAGAACAACACAACUUAAUUUUCUUAAAAAGGAUCCAGUACCAAUCAAAGAUACCUCCAAGGAAAAGAUGCCCAAUUUGGGUUUUAUUCCAAUGUCAUCUGAGAUGGUUGAUAAAUUUGUUGGAGACAUUUUGAAAGAUUUGCCUUUUCUAAAGAGGGAUGAUCCGAUUGUAACUUCACUGGUUAAACAUAAGGCAUUUGAUGAACUUGUACAUUGGCAUUCUCAUAAACCCCUUAGUGAUGAUUAUGAUAGAUCAAAGUGCAAUUUUAAUGAAAACCCUAGAGAUCCUUAUUAUCUUAAAUCUGUGCAAAAGUAUCAAGUUUUUCAGCGAUUUUAUGGAAAGUCAUUAGAAUCAGUUUCUUCCAAACUCAUUGUAACUCAAGAUGUUAAGCCAAAGAAGAAUUUCAGUAAACCCAAGACCAAAAAGGCAAAUGAGACAAAGGCUGAAAUAAUUGCUAGAGAGAAUAAGAAGAGAUUAUUUGCCAAGGAAGAACAAAAAGAAGAGAAUAAGUGGAGUGUUCUAUCACACUCCAUUGAGGAGGAAAUGAAAGAGAAUUUAAACUCUGGAAUACAGAACCUGGAAGAUUUCUUGAAAUCAUGUAAAAGUAACUUGGUGAAGUAUCAAGUUGAAAUGGUAGGGUUAACUGCCUGCUUGAAAGCAUGGAAAGAACAUUGUAGAAGCCAAGGAAAAGGUGAAACCACAAAAGAUAUAAGUAUAGCUGUUCAAAUGAUGAGAAGGAUCCACUCCUUGAUGGAAAAACACUCAGAACUUUUGCAAGAAGCAGAUCGGCAACUUAUAGCCAGAUGCCUUAAGUAUUUAGGAUUUGAUGAGUUGGCAAGUUCUUUAAAUCCAACUGAGGUUGCAGAAGAUGGCAUAAAAGAGAAGAAAAAGAAUAAAUAUUCAAUUGGCAUUGGGCCUGUGCGGUUUCAACUACAAUACAUGGGCCAUUAUUUGCUACGAGAUGAGAGAAAAGAUCCAGAUCCCAGAGUUCAUGAUUUUAUUCCUGACACAUGGCAGAGAGAGCUCCUUGAUGUUGUGGAUAAUAAUGAAUCAGCUGUGAUUGUUGCUCCAACGUCCUCAGGCAAAACCUAUGCUUCCUACUACUGCAUGGAGAAAGUGCUGAAGGAGAGCGAUGAAGGGGUGGUUGUAUAUGUCGCACCAACAAAGGCCCUUGUUAAUCAAGUGGCAGCAACUGUUCAGAAUCGUUACAUCAAAAAUCUGCCAAAUGGGGAAGCUCUAUGUGGUAUUUUUACAAGGGAAUAUCGUCAUGAUGCCCUAAACUGUCAGGUACUUGUUACAGUGCCUGCCUGCCUUGAAAUUCUGCUGUUAGCUCCUCAUCGCCAAAGAUGGGCGAAAAGGAUCAGAUAUGUUAUAUUUGAUGAGGUCCAUUGCCUUGGUGGAGAGAUUGGAGCAGAAGUUUGGGAACAUCUCCUUGUCAUGAUUCGAUGUCCCUUUCUGGCUCUUUCAGCUACAAUAAGCAACCCUGAACAUCUCACUGAGUGGCUACAAGCAAUAAAACGGUACUGGAAACAAGCAGACAACAUAAUAGAAAAGAAUACUGCUUCUGAAAGAAAUGCUGGCUCUCGUGCCAAUUUCCACAAAGACCACUUCCAAAUGAAGCAAUCAUAUAAAGUUAGACUUGUGCUCUACGGAGAGAGAUACAAUGAUUUAGAGAAGCAUAUAUGUUCAAUAAAACAUAAUGACAUUGACUUUGAUCAUUUUCACCCGUGUGCCGCACUAACAACAGAGCAUAUUGAAAGGUAUGGAUUCCCUUCUGAUCUUACCCUUUCGCCCCGAGAAACCAUCCAGCUUUAUGACACCAUGUUUGAAUUCUGGGAAAGUUGGCCCAGGGCCCAGGAAUUGUGUCCAGAGAAUUUCAUUCAUUUUAAGAAUAAAAUAGUCAUUAAGAAGAUGGAUGCUAGGAAAUAUGAAGAGAGCUUAAAGGCAGAAUUAACAAAUUGGAUUAAAAAUGGCAAUGUAGAGGAGGCCAAAUUGGUCCUGAUGAAUCUUAGUCCCAAACUGGUUUCUAGUUCAGAAAACAUGAUACAAAUGUUUCCACUUCUUGUUGAAAAGCUUAGGGAAAUGGAGAAGUUACCAGCACUAAUUUUUUUAUUCAAGUUAGGAGCUGUAGAGCAGUGUGCUAGAAAUGUGAGCACUUUUUUGAAGAAGAAGCAAGAGAGAGAAAGGCCUCCCAAUGCUGAUAAAGAAGCCUAUGACAUGGCUAACAGACUUCGGAAAGUUAAAAAAUCUAUCGAAAAACAAAAGAUAAUAGAUGAAAAAAGCCAGAAGAAGCACAGGAAAAUGGAUAAAAGCCUAAUACAUGAAGCUGAACAUAACAAUCUACUCAAGAUUCUAGAGAAGAACCUAGAAAUUCCUCAGGAGUUCACCUAUGCUGACAGAAAAAAAAUGGACAGCGAGCUUUUGCAGAUGGUGUUUGAUCGAGUAAAAUUCUUAAGAAGAGGUGCAGAACUGAAGGAUUUGGCAGAAAGGGGUAUUGGAUAUCAUCACAGAUGUUUGUAUGCCAAAGAAAAACAGUUAGUUGAAAUUCUUUUUAGGAAAGGUUUUAUUAGGGUGGUGACAGCUACCGGGACACUUGCUUUAGGAAUCAAUAUGCCUUGUAAAUCUGUGGUUUUUGCUCAAAACUCAGUGUAUCUGGAUGCUUUAAAUUACAGACAGAUGUCCGGACGUGCUGGAAGACGAGGUCAAGACCUGCUGGGAGAUGUAUAUUUCUUUGAUAUUCCAUUCCCCAAAAUACAAAAACUCAUAAAAUCCAAUGUUCCUGAGCUGAGAGGACAGUUUCCCUUCAGCAUAACCCUGGUUCUGCAACUCAUGGUCCUGGCUUCGAAGGCAGAUGACCCAGAGGAUGCCCAGGCAAAGGUGCUGUCAGUUCUAAAGCAUUCACUGCUGUCCUUCAAACGGCCCAAAACCAUGGAGAUGUUAAAACUUUACUUCUUAUUUUCCUUGCAGUUCCUGGUGAAAGAGGGCUAUUUAGAUCAAGAAGGUAAUCCGAUGGGUUUUGCUGGACUUGUAUCACAUUUGCAUUAUCACGAGCCUUCUAAUCUUGUUUUUGUCAGUUUUCUUGUAAGUGGCCUUUUCCAUAAUCUCUGUCAGCCAACCCAGAAAGGCUCAAAAUAUUUUUCUCAAGAUGUUAUGGAAAAGCUCGUGUUGGUGUUGGCAAAUCUGUUUGGAAGAAGAUAUAUUCCAGCAAAGUUCCAAGAAAGUAAUGUCAAGUUUUAUCAAUCAAAGGUGUUCCUCGAGGAUCUCCCUGAGGAUUUUAAUGCUGCUUUACAUAAGUAUAACAUGCAAAUUACAAAGGACUUUGCCUCCUUCCUACAAAUUGUUUCCAAAUUGGCUGAUAUGAAACAGGAAUAUCAGCUUCCAUUGUCAAAAAUAAAUUUCACAGGGAAAGAAUGUGAAGACUCCCAACUUGUGUCUCACUUAAUGAGCUGCAAGGAAGGAAGAGUUGCUAUUUCUCCAUUUGUUUGUCUCUCUGGGAACUCUGAUGGUGAUUUGCUUCAACCAGAAACUCCAAGCCAUGUCAUUCUGCGCACAAUUGGUAUCAGUCAUGCUCAGGCUCCUUUGCUUUGGCCACACAAAUUUGAUAGCCAAGGAAGAAGAAUGCCACUUAAUGCUUAUGCACUUGAUUUCUAUAAACAUGGGUCCUUGGUAGGAUUAGUCCAGGACAACAGGAUGAAUGAAGGAGACGCUUAUGAGCUGUUGAAAGAUUUUUCACUCACCCUUCAAUCUAUCAGUGUUUCCUUGCGUCAGCUAUGUGAAGAUGAAGACGACAAUGUGGUCUUAGCAUUUGAACAACUGAGCAAAACCUUUUCUGAAAAAUUUAACAAAGUCUGAAAACAGUCUUUCCAAACCACUUAAAAUCUUUUCAUGGGUAUUUUUCAAAUCAUAUUUUAUAAUUCUCAUGUGUUUUUUUUUUCAGAAAUACAUAUAUGAUGAAGUAGAAAGAGCAAGUACUUUGGAGUCAGAGUUGUAAUCAAACUUGCCGUGUUCUCUUAUGAAUACCACUGAAUGAAUUAUAUUAUAUUUGAGUUUAGGUUUCUUUAUAUACUUGAAUAGUAAUCCUUAUGUAUCAGCUAGUUUCAGACUGAUUGAGGAAAUGCAAGGACUUUGUAAGUGACAAAAAUAAUUUUUACUCUGUGAGACUUAAACAAGUAUUAUAUUCUGAACAUGUUUUUCCUCAAUGUCAUAGUUUGUAAAGUGUCUAUUAAGGGUAAAAUAAAUGAUUACACUAUCCUAAAGUUAAAAUUGACUCUCUCUAAUGGACCUAAAUGUGAUUACAUGACUUAGAUUUAUGGCUAUUAAAAUAGUAUCUUCCAGUAAUCUUAAACUACUAAUUAAAAAUUAUAAAUGUGAACUUGGGUAUAAAUCCUCUGAUGUUUGGAAAUUAAAUGUAGCUGAUCAUUUGUCUUGAUUUUAAUUGUAUAUAAGUGCUUUGAAAACUACAA
Eptesicus fuscus (big brown bat) is the source of this 5822-nucleotide messenger RNA. Its product is annotated as probable ATP-dependent RNA helicase DDX60. Gene Ontology annotation, cellular component: cytoplasm. Bases 1 to 5211 code for a protein of 1736 amino acids. The record is from RefSeq and is a predicted model, not a curated record. Gene Ontology annotation, biological process: defense response to virus. Gene Ontology annotation, molecular function: single-stranded RNA binding; ATP binding; double-stranded RNA binding. Lineage: Eukaryota; Metazoa; Chordata; Mammalia; Chiroptera; Vespertilionidae. The transcript has 37 exons.